Perognathus longimembris pacificus (Pacific pocket mouse) is the source of this 1176-nucleotide messenger RNA. Its product is annotated as protein NipSnap homolog 3A-like. The record is from RefSeq and is a predicted model, not a curated record. Gene Ontology annotation, cellular component: mitochondrion. Bases 628 to 1161 code for a protein of 177 amino acids. Lineage: Eukaryota; Metazoa; Chordata; Mammalia; Rodentia; Heteromyidae. The transcript is spliced from 4 exons.
UCAAAUUUCCUUUUCUAGAAUUCAUAUAUUCUACUACUCCAUUAUUAAAAUGCUGUUUGAUAGCACUUUACUAAUGCAUUACUUAAAUUUCAGUCCUGUUUUCACCACUGGCAGCUUCACUGAGUGUAGAAAAUACAGCAAUUUCCCCUUUUAUAAGAAGCUAUAAUGAUAAUAAUAAUAGUAAUAAUAAUAAUAAAGGCUUCUCCUAAUAAACAUUUUCAUUGUCCCUACAAAAGAAUUUGUAAUGUUUUUUAGAUGCAAAACCCUGUUACAUAUCCUGAACUAAGGUAAGACUAAGAGAAAGCUGUAAAUUAAAUGAAUUCUAAUCAUAUUUUGCCUGUACAGGAGUAACAUUAAGAUACAUAGGCCUUCUUCUCAUGAAAACGUGGCAAAAAAAAGAGUUAAUUCCUGAUAAUGCACAGUUGCUAUGUGUUCAGCAUAUUUGAUACUGGUUAUCUUCAUUAACAUCUAUAUACAAACAAGUAUAAGGAGAUUUUAUUUAAGUACACAAUACAUUUUUUCAGUCUACUGUGUGUCCCUUGUUUCUAGAGUCAGAUAUGGUUGUAACAGAACAUCGCGUAUGCUACCUUUCCCCCAAAUAUUUAAGUUUGCCUUUUCUCUCUCCAGAUGUGUGCCUCCUUUGCUACAGGCCCCAGGCAAGAUCAUGGAACAUUCUACGAGUUUCGUACCUACUACCUUAAACCCUCAAAGAUGAAUGAGUUCCUGGAAAAUUUUAAGAAAAAUGUUCACCUUCGGACAGCUCACUCUGAAUUGAUCGGAUACUGGAGUGUAGAAUUUGGAGGCAGAAUGAACACAGUAUUUCAUAUUUGGAAAUAUGAUAAUUUUGCUCAUCGAACUGCAGUUAGAAAAGCCUUGGCUGAAGAUAAGAACUGGCAAGAACAAUUCCUCCUUCCCAAUUUGCCUCUCAUUGAUAAACAAGAGAGUGAGAUUACUUAUCUGGUCCCUUGGUGCAAACUAGGAAAGCCUCCAAAAGAAGUUCACGUUCUUUGGUGGAAUGAGAAUGCAGAUAGUCGUGCAGCUGGGAGACAUCGGUCUCAUGAGGACCCUCGAGUUGUGGCUGCCGUACGGGAAAGCGUCCAGUAUCUGGAGUCUCAGCAGAACAUUCUUCUGAUUCCUACGUCAUUUUCACCAUUGAAAUAGCUUUCUACUAAAAUA